Molecule: messenger RNA, 3296 nt
Organism: Monopterus albus (swamp eel)
Lineage: Eukaryota; Metazoa; Chordata; Actinopteri; Synbranchiformes; Synbranchidae
Gene: card14
Product: caspase recruitment domain family, member 14
Exons: 20
Coding region: 123-3068 (981 amino acids)
Biological process (GO): regulation of apoptotic process
Cellular component (GO): cytoplasm
Molecular function (GO): CARD domain binding
Source: RefSeq, a predicted model, not a curated record
CCCGCUUCCGGGAAUUAAUCUGUAACAAGUGCCUUUGCUGCUUAUGGUGUGUACUUGUUUGAGCUGUGCCCAUCGUCUAAGCAACAGCAGACAACCACCACUCUUUCAAACACACACUCAGGAUGUCAGGGGAUUGUGUUCCUGAGGUUCCAGACCUAAAGGAGAUGGGUGAGGAGGAGCUGUGGGAACUGAUUAACGACAACCGCCACCGGAUCUCCUUAGGAGUGCGACCAUGUAACUUGAUCCCGUACCUGAGGCAGGCCAGGGUGCUCAGUGAGAUGGAUGAGGACGAGAUUCUCUCCUGCCAUAACCUCACCAACCGCUGCAUGAGAACCAGCUACAUGUUGGAUCUGCUGAGGACCCAGGGGAGGAAUGGUGCAGUGGCCUUGCUGGAGAGCCUCAUGAUCCACUACCCAACCCUGUACACCCAAGUCACAGGACGCAAGCCCAGCACUGAGCCCUCAAGAUUGAGUGGCCUGCUAAAGUACUCCGAGCUGACAGAGUAUCUGGUCAGAGCAGUAACAGGAAUGCAGAAGGAGCUCCAGGAGGCACGCAAUGAGGCUAGCACAAUGAGUGCCCGCUGUGCCGCCCUGGAGUCAGAGAUUAGGCAGGUAAUGGAGCACGAGGAGAAGUCCAGAUGCCUUCAGGCUGAAAACGAACGAAUGCAGAGACAUUUUUGUUCUUUGCAACGGGAAGUCACCAAACUGAAGGAUGAAAAGUGUGACUUGUAUGUGCGUUACACAGCAGCCAUCGAGGAGAAAUCAGCUUUAAACAUGCGCCUCCAUGACCUCAACCUCCAGAUUUACCAGCUGCAAAAAGUGCAGAAAACCCAAACAGAGAGUGAGUUCCAGAAGCAGCGCUCAGUCAGGCGCAGCUCUCUGUGUGAGAUACCACAACUGCAAGAGGAAGUCAGGAGCCUGCGCUGCCAGCUGGUGAAGGUCGAAAAGCUGGACCCAGCUCGUCAGGACAUCCUGGCCCAGGAUCUGGCUGAGGCCAUAGGCAGCCAGGUGGAGCUUGCAGAGCAGCUCAAAAUUUACAGAGAGGAUAAUGAAAAGCUGUUCAGAGAGAAACAAGAGCUCUUGGAUCAGAAGGAGCACCUGAGCCUUCAGGUGCAGCAGCUCACCCUGGACUGUAACAUGCACCAGCAGAAGAGCACUGUGAUCCAGAACCAGAUGAGAGAGCUGCAGGCAGAGAGAGACCAGGCAUAUCUGUCCAGAGAUGAGGCCCAGGCCAUGAUCACCCGCAUCCUGAUUGAAAAGGACACCCUGAGGAGCCAGAUAGUGGAGCUGCAGGAGCGGGUCUUCAGCCUGCAGGCCAGACACAGCCCCAGAGAGCAACGGCAGAGCUCUGAUGAGAAUGAGGUUGGCUGGGAUAGUCCGAAGUCCAGCUGUGACAAAUGCUCAGUUCCAAUUAGACGCCGACUUUGCCGCAUGGACGCAGUUAAUCCCACGUCACAGAGUUUCAGCAAUUCAGAGAGUGAAGAUCCUACAGCAUGUAGCAUCCGAUCCCGAAACGCAGAGCCCCCCAGUCUAGAUUCCCUCCGAAGAAGAGAGGGAGAACUACACACAGACAGCAGCUCUGAAGCAGAAACUGAUUCUUUAUUGGACGACUUUGUGUUCCUCGCUGCUGUGGGGAAUGAAGACAAACAAGAACCCAGGCAUAUGCCCUGUAAUGGGCACAGCUCUGAUAGCACGCCAAGAACUUCAGCUCCUCCUUUCCUGAUGCGUUCCCGUCCGAAAGCCAUCCGCAUCACCGGCCGUGUUCUCACCAUCUCCUUCCAAGGGGAUGCACUGCUCAGCCAGCUAACAGUAGUAGGGGGAAAUAAGACAGGAGUUUUUGUGCACCAGGUGACAGAAGGGAGUGCUGCAGAUACCGUCGGCAUCAGCCCGGGAGCACAGAUAGUGGAGGUGAAGUACGAGCAGAACCAGAAGGCUCUGAGGAUGGUGUUGGAGGACUCCACUUUAGAGGAAGCAGUGUGGGCUCUGGGCCAAGUUACAGGCCCCUGCCACCUCUCCCUGCGGUCCAAGCAAGAUGAAUAUGUGGCUCUGCAGCAGCUGCUGCAGAACAGUGAGACAUCAUCCGGAGAUUCCUUCUACGUACGUGUCAACAUGUCUCUGCCCGCUGGCCCUAAUGGAACCCUGGCAGUGUCCUGCAAUGACAUCUUGCAUGUGACCAACACACGUCCUGCUGACACCAAGGACUUGUGGCACGCCAGCCAAGUUCAUCCCUGUCAGCUACUGGACCUUCAGAGUGGAACUGUACCCAACUAUUACAGGGCACAGCGGCUCCUGAUUCAAACAAUUGAAGACAUGAGCUUUCAAAGAAAGGAGUCUCUAAAGGCUUGGCGUGUGGUUGCCCAGAAUAAACAGAAGACAGUGAGGAUUGUCAGCACUGGGCGCCAGGGAAGGAACCCGCUGUGGAUCAGCGUGGAGGACGAACCACCCAAGAGCACAGAUUCAGGUGAUUCAUCUGGAUCCAAAGGUUGUGUAUCCCUCAUGCCCUACUCCCUGGUCACCGCCCACUUCCCACCUGUCUGCAGACCCAUCCUGUUGCUGCCCACCGUCCUGGGACGCAUCCUGGACAAGAAGCUGGCAGAGUGGCAGGGCUUCCAGCUCUGUGAGCCGGAGGUGCUGAGCUCCUGUGAGCACGCAACUCGGCUGCAGAGAUCCGAAAUCCUGGAGGACUGUGAGCAGGGAAGAAAUGGCUGCUACACCCUGCAGAGUGUUGAGAAAGUCAUGAACAAGGGCAUUCACUGUGUGCUGCCACUAAGCCUGGACUGUGUACGUCGGCUGCACCGGGCCAAGGUCUUCCCUAUCAUCAUCUUCAUCGGCCAGUCUGCACGAAGCGCACGUAAACUGAAAUCAAAGCUUCAGCGGCACGGCCAGUCAGAGGAGCAGCUGCUGGUGUGUUCGAGGAGAGAGGAGCCUCUGCUGGACAAGCUGCCAUGUCUAUAUCACAGUGUGGCUCCAGACUCCUGGUGCGACCAGAACUCCCUGCUGACCAGACUGCGAACCAUCAUCUGGGAGGAGCAGAAGAAGAUCGUCUGGGUGGAGCCUGACCUGUGGUGAAAGAGGGAGUAGAAAGGAAUAAUAGAGUAAAACACAACAUAUAAAAAUAAAAUGAAUUAUCAUUUCUGAAAGUUUUUUAUUGUGAUGAUAAAAUAUUAAGAAUAUAUUUAUAUGAUAAACUUUACAUGAGUAUGUAUCUAUGAUACUUAUGAGUAACUGGGUGAAAGAUGGUAAAUGGUCUUAUACUUGUAUAGCGCCUUUCUAUGCUUUUACAACACACUCAAAGCG